Solanum verrucosum is the source of this 2413-nucleotide messenger RNA. RefSeq names its product phosphate transporter PHO1 homolog 3-like. The coding region runs from base 9 to 2396 and encodes 795 amino acids. Gene Ontology annotation, cellular component: cytoplasm; trans-Golgi network; plasma membrane. Gene Ontology annotation, biological process: cellular response to phosphate starvation; phosphate ion transport. NCBI's taxonomy places the organism in Eukaryota, Viridiplantae, Streptophyta, Magnoliopsida, Solanales, Solanaceae. The record is from RefSeq and is a predicted model, not a curated record. The transcript has 13 exons. Gene Ontology annotation, molecular function: inositol hexakisphosphate binding.
GAUAAAAGAUGAAAUUUGGGAAAGAAUAUGCAUCCCAAAUGGUCCAUGAAUGGCAAGAAGCCUAUAUGGAUUAUAAUUAUCUCAAAAGUCUUUUGAUGGAAAUCUUGAAUUUCAACAAGAAAAAUGCACCAUUACCUGAAGUUGCAGCCACUCCAAGAGGGUCCUUAAAGAGAAGGCUAUCUAUGUACAGAGCAUUUAAUGGAUUACAAAUUAGAUACAACAGUUUCAAAGGGAAAAAUAAUCAUGAAGAUGAAGUGAUAGCAGUGAAUUCAGUGCAGCAAGAGGGAUCUGAAUGUCACUAUGAAACCACCUUCCUCGUGUCUUGUGAAGAAGGCGGAGAAUGUGAGCUGAUUUUCUUUAGGACACUGGAUGAUGAAUUCAACAAGGUGUUAACUUUUUACAAGAAAAAAGUAGGGGAAGUUAAGUUUGAGGCUGAUCAGUUGAGUAAACAAAUGGAUGCACUUAUUGCUCUAAGAAUCAAAGUUGAUAAGAUUUCAACCGGAGCGCAAAGUGACCAAGUCAUCGAUCCUUUUAGCAAUGAUGAUAGUGUUUUGUCUCCAGCAUCAGUGGAUCCUAUGCAUUUUAGUAGCUCAGGUAGACCACAUAUGGAGGCAAUUCAAGAAGUUGAGAUGAACAACGAAGAAAUACUGGAAGAGGAGGCAAUUCAAGAAGUUGAGAUGACAAGUGAAGAAAUUCUGGAAGAGGAAGCAACAAUAGGGAAAAGAGAUACUACAAAGAUGAAUCCCAGCGAUUUUAAGCCUGCUCCACUAGAGGUUCUUGACUAUGUGAAAAUCAAUAUUGAACCCGAAACACCUAUCUUAACUUUAAGAUGUAUCAUGACUUCAAAACCAAACCUAUCAUUCAGCAAAGAAGAGCUCAGAAAAGUCGAAGAACAAAUGAAAAAGGCUUUUGUUGAGUUCUACCAAAAGCUGAGACUUCUAAAAAGAUACAGUUCCUUAAAUGUGUUGGCAUUUUCCAAGAUCAUGAAGAAGUAUGAUAAGAUCAGUUCAAGGAAAGCUUCUAAAUCAUACUUAGAGGUGAUUGAAAAAUCUUAUCUUCGUAGCUCGGAUGAGGUUUCUAAGCUCAUGGAAGGAGUCGAAGCCACUUUCAUAAAGCAUUUUGUCGAUGGAAAUCGAAAGAAAGGAAUGAAAUAUUUAAGACCACAAGCACAACAAGAAACACAUAGAGUAACAUUUCUCCUUGGUUUGUUCUCUGGCUGCUCAUUAGCAUUAGUAGCAGCAAUUGCUGUAUCGAUACGUGCAGGAAACCUUCUAGAGAACGAGAGUCGAGGACAGUUUAUGGAAAACAUAUUUCCACUGUACAGCCUAUUUGGAUUCGUUGUCCUGCAUAUGGUCAUGUACGGGGCAAAUAUAUACUACUGGAGGCGUUUUCGAGUCAAUUAUCCCUUCAUAUUUGGCUUCAAGCAGGGAACAGAGUUAGGUUACAGACAAGUUCUCCUCCUUGCUUCUGGUCUUUCGUUACUUGCAUUGGCUGCUGCACUCUAUCAUCUGGAUAUGGAUAUUGAUCCGAAAACACAGAGUUUCCAGACAGUGACUGAGCUGACCCCACUUGCCCUGGUGAUUGUUCUGCUUCUAAUAACUUUUUUUCCUCUGAACAUCAUAUAUCGUUCAAGUCGUUUCUUCUUUAUAAGAUGUGUCUGGCGCUGUCUGUUGGCUCCCCUUUAUAAGGUUACUCUACCAGAUUUUUUCUUGGCAGAUCAACUUACUAGCCAGGUUCAGGCAAUUAGGAGUUUACAAUUCUAUGUCUGCUACUAUGGGUGGGGCAACUUCAGAGAAAGAUCAAAUACAUGUCAAGAUGGCAGAAUUUACCCAAUCUUAUACAUAUUCAUCGCAAUUAUUCCCUUUUGGUCUCGGUUUAUUCAGUGUCUUCGUCGCUUAUUUGAAGAGAAAGAUUUGAUGCAUGGGUUUAAUAGCCUCAAAUAUUUAUCAACAAUUGUUGCUCUUGUAAUGAGGACACUAUAUGAUCAGAAGAGAGGAACCUUUUGGAGAGUAAUGGCAGCAUCAACUUCAGGAAUUACUACAGUUGCAAACACUUAUUGGGACCUUGUCGUAGAUUGGGGUUUAUUGCAAAGGAACUCCAAAAACCCCUGGUUGAGAGACAAGCUACUUGUGCCAUACAAGAUUGUCUACUUUGUUGCCAUUGUUCUUAACAUUAUUCUGAGACUAGUAUGGAUGCAGUUGGUUCUAGAUUUUGAACAACUGCCUUUUUUGCAUAGGAGAGCAUUUAUUGCAAUUGUUGCCUGUUUGGAAAUCCUUCGCCGAGGCAUGUGGAACUUUUUCAGGUUGGAAAAUGAACACUUAAAUAACGUUGGGAAAUAUCGUGCCUCCAAGUCUGUACCCCUGCCUUUCAACUACGACGAAGACAAGAGUCUGUAAAAUGAAAAUCAAAAGAA